Messenger RNA from Anolis carolinensis (green anole), 2133 nucleotides. It is a transcript of the gene pcsk4, whose product is annotated as proprotein convertase subtilisin/kexin type 4. NCBI's taxonomy places the organism in Eukaryota, Metazoa, Chordata, Lepidosauria, Squamata, Anolidae. The record is from RefSeq and is a predicted model, not a curated record. The transcript is spliced from 15 exons. Gene Ontology annotation, molecular function: serine-type endopeptidase activity. Gene Ontology annotation, cellular component: trans-Golgi network; Golgi membrane. Gene Ontology annotation, biological process: peptide hormone processing. Bases 99 to 2069 code for a protein of 656 amino acids.
CAAUGGGAGAGAAGAGGCUCCGCUGUUGCCAUGGCGACGGCGGCGGCGGCUCGAGGCCUUAAAGCGGGCUAGGCCGCGGCGCCGCUCGCGUGGGCGCCAUGGGUCCGGAGGCGCUGCGGCUGUGGGUCCUGCUGCUGCUGCCCACGGUGGGCGGGCGCGUGUACGUGAACGAGUGGGCCGUGCGCGUGCCCGACGGCGGAGCCCAGGCCCAGCGCCUCGCCCGCAAGCACGCGCUCCUCUUCCUCGGGCAGGUGAUGGACGGCGAGCCCUACUUCCACCUGAAGCACCGGGGUCUGGCCCAGAAGUCCUUGCGGCGCCACCGGGGCUGGCACCUCCGCCUGGAGAGAGAGCCAAAGAUCUCGUGGUUCGAGCAGCAGGCGCUGAGGCGGCGCGUGCGGAGGGCGGUGCCCACCGACCCCUGGUUCCCGAAACAGUGGUACAUGAACCACGAGCUGCGCCCGGACCUGGAGGUGCUGAGCGCGUGGAGACGGGGCUACACGGGAGCCGGGGUCGUGGUCAGCAUCCUGGACGACGGGCUUGAGAAGGACCACCCGGACCUGGCCGCCAACUACGAUCCUCUAGCGAGUUACGACUUCAACGACAACGACCCAGACCCGCAACCACGAUACAAUUCCUGGGAUGAGAACCGGCACGGGACACGAUGCGCGGGAGAGGUCGCAGCAGUUGCCGACAACGACGUCUGCGGAGCCGGCGUCGCCCACAGAGCGAGAAUUGGGGGGGUGCGGAUGCUAGACGGGUCGGUGACGGACGUGGUGGAGGCCCGGUCCCUGAGCCUCCGCCCGCAGCACAUCCACAUCUACAGCGCCAGCUGGGGGCCCGAGGACGACGGGAAAACCGUGGACGGGCCCGGAUUCCUGGCUGCCGAAGCCUUCCGCAAAGGGGUGCUCGGCGGCCGCAGCGGCUUGGGCUCGCUCUUCGUCUGGGCCUCGGGGAACGGGGGCCUGCGCCGCGACGACUGCAACUGUGACGGCUACACCAACAGCCCCUACACCUUGUCUGUGGGCAGCACCAGCGAGGGUGGGCGGGUGCCCUGGUACAGCGAGGCCUGCGCCUCCACCCUCACCACCACCUACAGCAGCGGGGCCAAGGGCGAGCGGCAGAUCGUGACCACGGACCUGAGGCACACCUGUACUGGGAGCCACACGGGAACCUCGGCCUCGGCUCCUCUGGCCGCCGGAAUGAUUGCCCUCGCACUGGAGGCCAACCCAGCCCUGACGUGGCGCGACAUGCAGCACCUAGUGGUCAGAGCCUCCCGCCCGGCCCACCUCCAGGCGGACGACUGGGCCACGAACGGGGUGGGACGCAAAGUGAGUCACUACUACGGAUACGGACUCCUGGACGCCGGGGUGUUGGUGGCCUUGGCCGCGACGUGGAACGCCACCCGUCCACAGAGGCAGUGCGAUGUCAAGAUGCUCCAGCAACCAAUGCGGAUGGAGGGUCCCCGGCUCCGGGUCUCCCGCAACGUGACGGGCUCCUGCCUGGGCGAGAGCCGCCGGAUCCGCUCCUUGGAGCAUGUCCAGGUCCAACUCUCUCUGCGCUACAGCCGCCGGGGAGACCUGGCCGUCUCCCUCUCCAGCCCCAGAGGGACCCGCUCCGUCCUGGUCGACGUCAGGCCUUCUGACACCAGCCGCCAGGGCUACCAGGCCUGGUCCUUUAUGUCCACUCACCACUGGGACGAAGACCCCCGCGGCACCUGGACCCUCCUGCUGGAGAACAAGGGGGACGCCGACAACACAGGGUUCCUGGACGGCGCCACCCUGAAGCUCUACGGGACGGAGGAGGACAUGAUGGCACGGAGGAGUCCGCCUGCCGCGACCGGGGGCUGCCCGGGCGGGACAUGUCGAGGUCAUGCCUCCCCUGUGACCUCCACCCCGGCAACCCCAGGACCCAAAACAAGGCCUCCUCAUGGCCCUGCCAGGGUCCUGCUCCCCCUUUUGGCGGCCUUGCUGGUCCUGGUCGCCCUCCUGUUCCUGCUCUUCCGGCGGCGACAGAGGAAGCGGGGUCCGUCCCAUGACCCCCACGACCCUCCACCGCCACCGACCCCUUGACUUCCGGACAAACUUCCAGACACUAUACCCCCCGAAAGCGAUGCCAAUAAACCCGUUCUCCAGA